AUGAGGAAGAACGAAAGCUACCAACAUGCCUCUAGGCAGGAAGUGAACAAGGAGAAAAGUUGUUUCAUCACAUACCAUUAUCUUGAUCCAAGGAUUAAGAAAUGGAAUAACUAUGAGCAAUCUAACAUUCCUUUCACCUACCUGGACAGUCCUAUCUAUACAGGCAGGAAAAGGAUCAAUCUUUUCACUGAUCUGGCUACUAAAGUGGUUUCUAAAGCAGGUGCUUGGCAAAGCAAGAUUCUCACAACUGGAGGCAAAGCUCUGAUCAUUAAGCACAUUCUCUCGUCACAGACUCUUCACCUCUUUGCAGCCAUGGAACCUCCUAUGUCCAUCCUAUUACAGAUACAGAAGUACUUCUCCAACUUUUUCCGGGGAAUGAACGAGGGGAAGAGUAAAUACCGCUGGUGCUUUUGGAGGAAUAUGUGUUAUCCUAUUGAGGAAGGGGGCCUAGGUUUCAAAUGA
Nicotiana attenuata is the source of this 462-nucleotide messenger RNA. RefSeq lists its product as uncharacterized. Lineage: Eukaryota; Viridiplantae; Streptophyta; Magnoliopsida; Solanales; Solanaceae. Bases 1 to 462 code for a protein of 153 amino acids. The record is from RefSeq and is a predicted model, not a curated record. The transcript has a single exon.